This is a messenger RNA of Aspergillus nidulans FGSC A4, 3177 nucleotides long. RefSeq names its product WD40 repeat domain-containing protein. NCBI's taxonomy places the organism in Eukaryota, Fungi, Ascomycota, Eurotiomycetes, Eurotiales, Aspergillaceae. The record is from RefSeq and is a predicted model, not a curated record. The coding region runs from base 1 to 3177 and encodes 1058 amino acids. The transcript is spliced from 4 exons.
AUGGCGAACAACGCAUUGAGCGUGAAAAGCAAGACUGCUGGCUCGAACCAUUCACUCCGGGGUGCUCCCUCGAACUCACCUACGAUCCGACCGCCGACACGCUCCGCCAAACCGUCCCCGUAUCAGUCUGCCUUGUCGCUCCAAACAGUAAUUGGCACAACGACAACUACACCUAAUGGUUUCUCAUUCCACGAUCAAAGCAACUCGUUUGCUUUUUGUGCUGGGUCUGCUGGUGUAUUGGCAGAGUUGGACGAAGACAAUAACGCGAAUCAGCGUUUUUUCCGCGCACGGCCGACAGCCAGCAGCAUCAACCCGGUGAUCUCAUUUUAUAACCAAUGUACACCCCCGGCUACGCCUGAUGCUAGAACAAGAUCUCUACCAGGUAUAAAAGCCACACCCCAUAACGGUAGCUAUAAUGGCUCACCGUCAAUGGAAAUAGUGGACUCCAGCCCUCGUGCAUGGUCGUCGAGGGAAAGGGUAAAGGCGGUUACCUGUGUGGCCAUAAGCCCGAAUGGAAGGUUUCUUGCUCUAGGAGAGACGGGCUAUAACCCUCGAGUCCUGGUUUUUUCAACAGCCAAAGACGCACCUUCAGACAUCCCGCUCACAAUCCUCACGGAUCAUUCAUUUGGCGUUCGUGCCCUUGCAUGGAGUCCGAACUCGCAGUAUCUAGCAACCCUCGGGGAUGUGAACGAUGGGUUCCUUUUCGUAUGGUCCGUCAGCCUCAAAAAUGGCUCAGCGAAGCUUCAUUCAACGAACAAAUGCACAACCGUUGUUCGUGACAUGACUUGGUUAGGCCAAGCUUUAAUCACGGUGGGAGUUAGACAUGUGAAGGUUUGGAGACUUCCCGACAUCAGGCCGGUUUCUCCGUCGAAGUCUCGCACAAAUACCGGCGACGCUCCCAAUAUAGCCACGCCAAAGGCUCUUUCUGGAAGGAACUGUGUAUUGCAUACGCUGGCUGACAGCACAUUCACUAGCGUUGUCGGCAUCUCUGAUUCCGAGGCUAUCGUUGGCACUGAUAUGGGAGCACUCUGUCUUAUUGAUGAUAACGAUGGAACUGCUAAGCUUACUCUAAUUCAGUACGUCGGAUUCAGCAUCACGUCACUCACAGCCGACUCAGACCGUGCUUGUAUAUGGAUAGGUGGGCGUGGCAGACGUAUGCGAAGGCUUCCUUUUGAGUCGCUACGACCGUCGAGCAACCUUCCGUCUCCACGCACGCUUAAUCGGCUGUCUGCGGAGAUAAAGUCCAGGGGGCCAGCGAUUACUUGCAUUGGUUCUCUUUCAUCUCACCUUGUCACAGUGGAUGGUACCAGAGCAAUCAAUAUAUACCCUAUCGAAAAGCUUAAGGGCGAGGACGAACAAUGUAACCUGGGAGACACCAUGCCCGCUCAUAGGGACUCUGUUCUUGGUGUAGGACCACUGAAAACACCGAACUAUUUAGAGGCGGAUUUCUUUACUUGGUCUUGUCGUGGUGUUGUCAAGUUUUGGAACAUACAAGGCAAGUGCCGUGACUCACGGACCAUCCUUGCCGAGCCGCUUGCAGGCAGUGAGGAUGAUGCCGUAAAUGAGCUCAAGAUAUUACGGGCAACUACGGACAUGGGUCUGUUCUUUUCCGGCGACAAAGUCGGUGUUCUACGCGUGUUCCAGGGACCAAUGUGGGAGUGUGUGGGCGAAGUCAGAGCUCAUGGGGGGGAAGUCACAGACAUCGCAAUACUUGAAACUUCGGAUUCCUGCGUGGUUGCUAGCUCAGGCCGCGAUCGAAUGGUGCAGCUUUUCGAAAGGCGCAACGACAACCUUCAACUGAUUCAGACCAUGGAUGACCACGUCGGCGCAGUUAAUCAACUUCUUUUUGUAAACGGAGGAGAGAGGCUGCUGUCCUCAUCUGCGGAUCGUACAAUCCUGGUGAGAGAGCGCGUUACUCGCGACGAUGAAGGGGUCACUGCGAUCGCCUACUUGGUAUCAAAGGCAAUUACCUUGAGAUCAUCACCGGUAUCGCUGUCUCUAUCCCCAGAUGAUCCGGACACCCUCGUUUUCUCCACAGUGGAUCGCUGCGUACAUCAUUAUGAUUUGAAUUCUGGUCAUUAUAUCAACUCUUUCCGUGCGGCCGAUUCCGAGUCGAAUGAUACUGUAAUAAUGGGCUCGUUGACGGUAACCUCCGCUGUUUCUGGACAGAACCCUAGAUUACUCAUUGGGGCUUCUGGAACAGACAAAUCGAUCCGUGUAUAUGAUAUGGAAAAGGGUGCCCUUCUUACAGGCGAAUUCGGCCACACGGAAGGCGUCAGUGAUGUUCUGAUGCUGGAGAGAUAUUCCGAUGCAUCGAAAGAUUCACCAGAGCGGAUAUUGGUGAGCUCAGGCAUCGAUGGGGUGGUUAUGAUCUGGAACAUAUCAGUGCAAUUGCAACAGUCUCAGGAAGUUACACAUGCAGGCUCCAAUGACGAAGAGGAUAUUUCCUCAAAAGAGCCAAACCUGUCGAAGCCUCCUCUAAGAAAAGUACUGUCUCGGCAAGACCUCGCGGGGUACCAACGACCAGAGGGUUCAGUUCUGACUCCCACCCCGGCGCGUGAAGGGCCGGAGCAGUCCCCGCUUUUCUUGCGCAGACUAUCCAAGGUAUCUAUUGUCCCGACAAUGAAAAACGCGCACUUAGUGCCAGCAACACCUCCCUCUGCACCGCCUCGUCACUCACCCACAUCGUCAGUUCGCCCGGAGAGGUUGCGCAAUUCGCCGUCGCCGCCCAGCCCGAGAUCCACCGGCGCAAAGAAGACUCUAGAGUCACGCAACCACAACAAUAUCCGCUGUUCUUCCUUGGAUUUUCGGGCACGGUCUCGGGCGACCGGAAAGAGCGAAUUCGGAAGUUUAAACAUGUCCACUGAACAGGUCUGCCGCACCCUAAAAGCAUACAGAAAGAAGCUUAAUGGGUCGACUGAGCAUCUGCAUUCGCAAAAGGAGCUGGAGCGUGAGCUUGGCCUCACGUUGCGCAUUCUUAGCUCUCGAGCGAAGAAAGCUGAAGCUCACAAGGCCGAGAUGGAGACCGACAGCAGCGGAAAAGAAAAUGAGAGGAUACCACCUCCUAUUCCGAGCAAAACUGGACGCAUACCCCGUCGAGUUCCGUCCACACCAAACCUAGGCCAAGAGAAGUCGCCGAGAUACUCCCGUCGGCGUUCUCUCGACGGAGGGGGAUAA